Messenger RNA from Colletotrichum aenigma, 720 nucleotides. RefSeq names its product Retrotransposon-derived protein PEG10. The record is from RefSeq and is a predicted model, not a curated record. The transcript is spliced from 3 exons. The coding region runs from base 1 to 720 and encodes 239 amino acids. Lineage: Eukaryota; Fungi; Ascomycota; Sordariomycetes; Glomerellales; Glomerellaceae.
AUGUCUGCCCGCGCCUCUGAACUAGGAGACCAGAAGAUAAAGGACGACUCAGACAGCGAGGAUGACACCAAAGAACUUAAGCGCCAGCUCAACAAGACCAACAGCAACUUCAAGGCAAUGCGCGAAGUGUUCAACCAGAACGCCGCAGUCCUUAGCGAGCUCCAGGAACAAGCCCGCAAGAACCAGGAUCUAGAGAAAGAAGUCGCCACCCUCCAAGCGGCCGCCAACGUCAUAUCCGCCCCAGUCGAAGGACGAGAACGCCUCAAGCUUAACACGCCUUCCACUUUCGACGGGACCCCAGGACAACUCAAAGGACACCUGCUUGACAACCCUGUCGAAAAAUACAGCCAAGAAGUCAAGGAUAUCUUCUUCAGCUUCACAGGCUAUGUUAAGGCCCUAGAAUCUCUCUUCCUUGACCCUGAUGAACGAAGACAGGCCGAACGAGACCUGUCCUACCUACGACAAACCAAGUCAGCUACACUCUACGCCGCAGAGUUUAGGCGAUUAGCUGCAAGACUCCACAUAACCGACGAAAGCAAAGUUUUUGCCUUUUAUCAAGGACUUAAGGAUGAGGUCAAAGACGAAAUAGCCAAACUGGAGACACCCCCUAGCUUCCUCGCCUAUGUUGAACAUGCUAUUAAGAUUGACAACCGCCUCUAUAAACGACGAAAGGAACGAGGAGAGAAACGACAAAACCCAAAUUCAGGACGCAAGUACUAA